Molecule: messenger RNA, 2201 nt
Organism: Hylaeus volcanicus
Lineage: Eukaryota; Metazoa; Arthropoda; Insecta; Hymenoptera; Colletidae
Exons: 3
Coding region: 824-1732 (302 amino acids)
Source: RefSeq, a predicted model, not a curated record
AAACAACAAGAAAUUAUUCUUCCCUUCCGCACGACGAAGCAAGCACUCAAAAAUGGCGGAGUGUAACACGUAGACAAACUGAUGAAUAGGAAAGUGACCCUGACCGAGCAAAGUAAUCAGCGCGUACCUCAGCCAUUGUGCGUGACUCCUGGAACCUGUUAAUUGAUCAUAAUCACGUUAACGCUAGCCAAUGUUUGUCCAAGUUGGCUAACGUCCACGAGUCUGUUGACCGUCGCCGGAGACGUCUCUGCGUAGGCAAGCAACCCGACUCUUCCUCGUUCGUCUUCAUUAUCUUUCUUCUUUUUUUUUUUCGUCGAGACCCGUUCACGCUAGAAAUUUCUCUUCGUUACAGAGACGUGGCCCGGACGUUUUGACGGCGAAUCGCUCAUGCCGGGUGCAUCCGGUGUAUCGAAGGGGCCCAUGCAGAUCGCACGAAAUACAGGCGAGGUGGACUUUCGCUGGUUGUAGAAUCCGUCGAGUGAAACCGAUUGUUCCCUCGUGUGCGAACGCCUAUAUAGCGGGCUGAUCCACGGUGCUGGAUCAACAGUAUUGUUUCGGAUCCCGACCUCUGCUACUUCUUUUCCUUUAUAGUUCUCGCGAGGGAUAUUUGUUGAGUGUAGAUUUAGUGCUGGAGUGGAUGAUUUCAAUCGUGGGUGUCGCGGAGUGCGAGAAUGACGAAGGGUUGUUAGAGCCGUGCGAUCAUUGUAAUCGCGCAUUUCCCUGAACUUUCAUCGCGCAGUUCACACGAGACCCCAUCGACUUUCUUGACGGUCUUCCUGAAGAUUGUUUUCAUCCUACGAGGUCGACGCCCUGCGCGAUCGCCAUGAAGCGAGGGCUUGGCAGCCUGUGCCUUCUGGUUCUCAUAUCCACAGGCGUCACGGUGAUAAUGGAGCCGACGGAGGAGCCGAUCCUCACCAACGAGGACCCAGCCACCUUCAACGAAGCCUUUAGCUCUUGUCUGUCCAGAAAAGAGUUCGGCACUCUGGAGUGCGUGAAUCGCGGCGCCUUAAGUACCCUUCAGUCCCUAAAUCACAAGGACGAUCUGGACUUUGGAGACGUUCACCUCGAGAGAGCCGACGGAUACGGUAGGGAGCUCCUGGACUGGGACUACGACCCCAAGGACUUUGGGAAUAUCGUCACCGCAGCUACCAGGUUGAUGGAACGCAGAAGCCUCAAGUGGAGUCUUGAUAGUUUGUAUCCGGGACUCCAGUUGCGUGCUGGACCCAUGCUGAAUGGAAACGGGGUGCUGGAGUUCGUGUUGAAUGAAAGGGCAACGACCUUUGGCGAUAGGCAGACUGGAACAGGAAGGCAAAUGAUGAGACACCUGCUGCUACCCUUCCUUCUAGGAUUCAAGUUCAACCUGGCCUCCCUGAUUCCACUUCUCUUUGGGUUCCUGCUGAUAAUCACGAAGAAAGCACUGCUGCUGACCAAGAUAGCCCUCUUCGUGAGUGGUCUGCUAGGAUGGAACUCGUUGUUCUCCAGUGCUGCAGCGCCCUAUCCAGGAGCCGGAUUCAACGGGUUCCCCGCGUACCUUCAGGAGGCACCAGGAGGAGGAUUCCCUUAUCACGAUCAUCAGAAUUACCAACAUCGACCCUACGGAGGCUACCGAAUUACCGACCUGAACCCAUACAGUCAGCACGUGAUCAGAGAGGUGGUCGACGUUUACGAUAAUGCCGAAGAGAUGAAGAAUAAACGAAGCGGAAAGAAUUUCGUUUGGGUCAAGGGCAGCUGAGAUUUUAAUGACUCUUGAUGUAUUCUCGAACUGUGAUUGAUCAAUGCGAUAACUCUCGUGAACUGUAGCUGUGUAGGAUUUUAUCACACUUUUCGUAGACAUUGCUUCCGGCAUUUUCUAUAAUUCAUACUAAACUUAAUAAAUUCAUUUUGGUCGGCGAAAUAAAAAAUAUCUAUGGAGAUUACACUCUCAGGCACCCAUUGGAUUUCAGCGUAGCACCAUUUGCAUUUAAAUGGCAUGCCUUGAAGAUGCCACUAUAGCAACCAAGACAUUAGCGUUUAGAUGGAUUCGUCAGUGAUCGUCCACUGUCCAAAGGUGUAUUGUAGGUUAACGAUAUGUAAAGUAUUACUGUUUGUAGAAAUUAGUAACGCAUGUCUAUUCGGUAUUACAUUUUUAAGUAAUAUAGAGAGACGUGUUUCUCUAGAUAUUAGUUGUAGUCUUCGGUAGUUAAUGAAACGUUUCCGAAUAA